Messenger RNA from Hevea brasiliensis (rubber tree), 1152 nucleotides. Its product is annotated as probable 3-hydroxyisobutyryl-CoA hydrolase 2. Lineage: Eukaryota; Viridiplantae; Streptophyta; Magnoliopsida; Malpighiales; Euphorbiaceae. The record is from RefSeq and is a predicted model, not a curated record. The coding region runs from base 1 to 1152 and encodes 383 amino acids. Gene Ontology annotation, molecular function: 3-hydroxyisobutyryl-CoA hydrolase activity. Gene Ontology annotation, biological process: L-valine catabolic process. The transcript has 14 exons.
AUGGCUUCCACCUGCAACUUCAAUAGGGAACUUAACAAGGUAUUGUUUGAAGGAGAUUCAUGUUAUAGGGAGGUGAUAUUGAAUAGACCAAGCAAGUUAAAUAGCCUCGAUUAUGAUGUGAUUUCUCAAAUGAUUAAGAAUUUCAGAGACUUUGAAACGGAUUCUACUAUAAAAUUUGUAAUUUUGAAGGCAAAUGGGAAAGCAUUUAGUGCAGGUGGAGAUGUUGUUUCAAUUAUUCGUUCCAUGAUAGCAGGACAUUGGAGUUUUGGAGCUAGAUUUUAUAAGAAACAAUUUAACUUGGACUACUUAUUGGCUACAUAUAAAAAACCUUUGCUUCCACUCAUUGAUGGUAUUGUGAUGGGAGGAGGUGCUGGCUUGUCAAUGAAUGGAAGAUUUAGGAUUGUCACUGAGAAUGCCGUAUUUGCAAUGCCAGAAGUUUUUAUAGGACUUUUUCCAGAUGUGGGGGCUUCGCAUUUUCUUUCUAGACUUCCAGGGCAUUUUGGGGAAUAUUUAGGACUUACGGGAGCCAGACUAAAUGGUGCAGAAAUGGUUGCAUGUGGCUUGGCAACUCAUUUUGUCUUCUCAAAAGAUUUACCUUUGCUGGAAAAUACACUCCAAAUGCUGGCAUCCUCAGAAAUGACAAUAAUUUAUCAAGUUGUUAAUAAAUUUACGCAAAAACCAAGCAUAAACGAAGAUAGUAUUUAUCAAAGCUUGGAGACUAUUAACAAAUGCUUCUCAAAAGAUACGGUUGAGGAAAUUUUAUUAGCACUUGAAAAAGAGGCAGAAAACAAAGCAGAAAUUUGGAUCACUAAGGCAAUAAAUUCCAUAAAGGCAGCUAGUCCAACAAGCCUCAAGAUUGCCCUUAGAUCGAUAAGAGAAGGAAGAUUGCAAAAUUUGAAACAAUGUCUCAUUCGUGAAUAUACAAUUUGCUGCAACGUCAUCCGAGCAACUAUUAGCAAUGAUUUUUAUGAGGGUUCAAGAGCUAUGUUAUUUGACAAGGACAAGAAACCAAAGUGGCAACCUUCAAACCUGGAGUUAGUAAGCAACGAUAUGGUGGAUCGCUGUUUCACUGGCAUAGACGAUGAUGACUGGAAAUAUUUACAAAUUCAUGAUAGAUCUAAUAUAGUUGACGUAUUAAAGCCUAAACUUUGA